GGCCCCGCCCCCGCAACAAAGCCCUAAAAAUCACAAUCCCCUUCAUCCCUUCCGCUAACCCUCGCCGAAGCCCAGAGAGCUAAAUCCCCCACAUCUGACAGGCACCAUCACUCCCUAUCUGCAUCCGAAGAUGCAGAUCUUUGUGAAAACCCUUACAGGCAAGACGAUAACCUUAGAGGUUGAGUCGUCAGAUACAAUUGAUAACGUGAAGGCCAAGAUCCAAGACAAGGAAGGCAUUCCUCCUGACCAACAGCGCCUCAUCUUCGCUGGCAAGCAACUCGAGGAUGGACGAACCCUUGCUGACUACAACAUCCAGAAGGAGUCCACCCUACAUCUUGUUCUUCGCCUCCGCGGUGGUGCCAAGAAACGUAAGAAGAAGACCUACACAAAGCCCAAGAAGAUCAAGCACAAGAAGAAGAAGGUGAAGCUCGCUGUCCUACAGUUUUACAAGGUCGAUGACUCUGGGAAGGUUCAGAGGCUCAGGAAGGAGUGCCCGAAUGCUGAAUGCGGAGCUGGCACCUUUAUGGCCAAUCACUUUGAUAGGCACUAUUGUGGUAAGUGUGGCCUUACCUAUGUUUAUCAGAAAGCCGGCGGUGACUGAACGAACUUAUUAAGCGAAUCUUGUUCCUCAAUUACAUUUUCUUUGUCAUUAGACCGAUUUUCAGACGUUAUUUUAUAUUAUGUUUUAUAAUAUGUGGUAUAUUCGAGAGGAUUUUCAUCUAUAAGUUCUGAAACUUGUAGUUUUUUGUGGUUUUCAAUUUUAUAUCCCCUUUAACA
This is a messenger RNA of Prosopis cineraria, 777 nucleotides long. Its product is annotated as ubiquitin-40S ribosomal protein S27a. Lineage: Eukaryota; Viridiplantae; Streptophyta; Magnoliopsida; Fabales; Fabaceae. Bases 131 to 601 code for a protein of 156 amino acids. Gene Ontology annotation, cellular component: cytoplasm; nucleus; ribosome. The transcript has a single exon. The record is from RefSeq and is a predicted model, not a curated record. Gene Ontology annotation, biological process: modification-dependent protein catabolic process; protein ubiquitination; translation. Gene Ontology annotation, molecular function: ubiquitin protein ligase binding; structural constituent of ribosome; protein tag activity.